AUGUUCACUGUACUUGCGUUGACAACCUACUUCCUGGGCGCCCUGGCCAAUCCAAUUGAGAAGCGCGCCGCUACGAAUGUCUUCCCCAACCCUCCAAGCACAUCGUCCUUGAGUGCGCCAAUCAGGAUUCGCGCAGGGACUACCUUCACUCCUCCGGUGGCCUAUACAAGGUACGACCGGGGAUGGGGUGCGUGUCAAGAGCAGAAAGAAGGCGGGCAAGCCGACGCUGUUUUCCUUCUCGAAGAAGGGGCGACUCUUCGUAAUGUAGUCAUCGGGCCGCACCAAAUGGAAGGAUCAUGUCGACUCGAGAACGUAUUCUUUGAGGAUGUUUGUGAAGACGCCGUUACUAUCAAGCAAAAUGGUGGAACAUCAUACAUUGUUGGCGGAGGGGCGAAGCACGCCACGGAUAAAAUCAUUCAACACAACGGAGGCGGAAGGGUUAUCAUCGACUCGUUCUUUGCAGAUGGGUUUGGUACAUUCUAUAGAAGCUGUGGAAACUGCAGGACGCAGCAUGCUCGGCACGUUGAGGUCCUGAACUCCUGGGCCAUCAACGGAAACAACCUAAUUGGUGUAAACUCGAAUUACGGAGACACCGCGACGAUCCGCCAAACCCGUGUGUCGAAUGUCAGGAAUGUGUGCCAACGGUAUAUCGUUUUCCACCCAUUCUCCGGUGAUGAGGCCUGCUGA
This is a messenger RNA of Coprinopsis cinerea okayama7#130, 687 nucleotides long. RefSeq names its product pectate lyase C. Bases 1 to 687 code for a protein of 228 amino acids. Gene Ontology annotation, cellular component: extracellular region. NCBI's taxonomy places the organism in Eukaryota, Fungi, Basidiomycota, Agaricomycetes, Agaricales, Psathyrellaceae. Gene Ontology annotation, molecular function: pectate lyase activity. The transcript is spliced from 12 exons. Gene Ontology annotation, biological process: pectin catabolic process. The record is from RefSeq and is a predicted model, not a curated record.